Messenger RNA from Pseudonaja textilis, 3586 nucleotides. The record is from RefSeq and is a predicted model, not a curated record. Lineage: Eukaryota; Metazoa; Chordata; Lepidosauria; Squamata; Elapidae.
GAGCUCCAGGAGGGGAAAAAAAGACAAAACUACAACACAACCAAGUACUGAUCCUGGAAGACAUCUGAACAUCCUUAUGGAGUGAGUAUCCAGUGUGCACCUAAGAUUGCUUGGCCUGUACCUGGCCUUGGGAAAGAAAUGACUGCUCUUGAAUCAGCAUUUGGUGAAGAAGCUAUGGCUGAGAUUAAUCAUUCCUUGGAUAGAGAAAACUUGGCAGCAACAGAAUGCUCAGAAUUCCAGUUUAAUGCCAACUGUUUAACAGGAGAAGGUCAAUUAUGCAUCUUGGAGCCUCAUAUUACUGAAAUUAUUGAUAAUGAAGGUUUGGCAAAUGAUCAGCUGACAACUGCUGAGAAAGUAGCAUUGGAGAAUUCAGCAAAGACAGAAGCAGUUUGGGAGUAUCCGUGGCAGUCCGACAAAGUUGUGACCAAUCUUUCAGUACCCCACCAUGAUAAGAAUACCUCUGUAAAAGAUGAGGAAGCAAAUAGCCAAAGCUCAAAACCAAUUAAUUACCACCACAACCAAACCAAGAAUCUGUACUUUUGUGAUAGGCCUAAAAAGGACUUCCAGCAACCAUCUCUAUUUGCACAACAUAAAAAUGUGUUCUGUGCAAGUAAAAUGCCUGUGCAGAGUGAGCAAUUGGAAAUAUGCAAUUCACUGGUGCCAGACCUGAAUAGCCAGACUAAAAAUUGUUUAAUAAUAGGUGACCAAUGUGGAGAAAAUAACCAAAGUCUAUCUCACCUUUCCCAAUAUUAUAAAAAUGUGCUUCCAAAUGAAAACUCAGCUUGGCAGCAUCAAAGCUUUCAAUCAGAAGCAGGUAGUCUGAUAUCAGAAGUAUGCUAUAGAAGCACAUUAGUACCAGUUCCUCUUAAGGCAGAGAAUAUAAUAGAAUAUGUUGAUGAAGCAGUUGGUCCAAAUGCCAUACAAGUAACAGACCAGAGAACUGAGACCAAAAAUCUGCAUAUCUGUGACCAGUGUGGAAAGGAAUACCAGUGGCUUUCUGAGCUUAUCCGACAUCAGCUACUAUAUUUUGGAGGAGAAGCAGAUAGACAAAGCCAGCUUAAUUUGGAAGAUAGAAAUCCAAGUCAUUUGGCAUUUGUCCCUAUUCCCUUCCAGGAAAACGGAAUGUGUGCAACCUCUUGGGAAACUUUCCAACAAAAGUCAAGAGAUCAUAACACUCCUGCAAAGAUGCAGUAUUUCAGCCAUCAGAAUGGAAAGGAUUUCUGCAAGUCCUCUGUACUCAAGUGGCAUACACUUCCUAGGGAGAAAUUGACUAGACAAUCAAAAAUAAAUAAAUCUAGUACCUUGUCAUUUGUCCCCCAUGUGAGAGGAAACAUGUUUGCAGACUCUUGUGAAACCUCUAACCUAAACUCAGUGCGUACAAGUCCUUACACAGGGAAACAACACAAUGACCAAUGUGGAAGAUGCAGUCAUAGUCUUUGUGCUCAGCAGCAUCUUGAUAAUUUGGAAUUGAAAGCAGAUAGAGAUGAACUGUUCCACUUGGGAGCAUACAGUCCAAAAAGCUCAGUGCCCACUUCUCUGCAAACAGACAAAACAUUCAGUGAAAACUCAAAAAUCCUUACAGAACAAAAGAACUGUGCUAAGAAUCUGUACACUUGUAACUGUGAUAGGAACAAUUGCCAGUGUCAUUGUUUGUUAGCCAAGCAUCAUCUACAUGUUGCCUUGGGAGGGCAAACAGAUACACAGGACCAAUUUAAAAUACAAGCAGGCAGUUUAAGUCAAUUUCAAAUGGAAAGUAAAGUUACAGAAUCGUCUGAAACAGUUAAACCUCAGUCAAAUCUCACAACAAACCAAGGUUCCGAUAUCAAAAGUCCAAGAAUAUGUACGGAAUGUGGGAAGGACUUCCGAUGGUCCUCUGCCCUGGCUCGACAUCAUGUUGUGCAUUCUGGAAAAGCUAGUAAGAAACAAUGCCCAUCAAAGGUAGAUUAUCAAAAAGAUUUAUCAUCUGGUCCCAUGGAUUUUGACCAACCUUCCCAUCUGAAGACAAACCAGUUGACUGAGAAAAAUAAACCCUACACAUGUGGUUACUGUGGAAAAAGCUUCAAGUGGCCUUCUGACCUUGCUCGACAUAAACGGGUUCAUUCUAGAAAAAAAUUAAUGAGAAGCAAGGGCAUCAAGCCCAACAAAUCCUAUAACUCUGACCAGGGUGGAAAACAUUUCUAUUGUCCUUCCCACCUUGCCCAACAUAAACACACACAUUCUAGAAGUAAAUUAAUGAGAGGCACCAAGUUCAAGUCCUACAUUUGUGGUCACUGUGGAAAGAGUUACCACUGGCCUUCUAAACUUGCCCGACAUGAACAGACUCACUUUAGAACAAAACUAAUGAAAGACAAGUGUACCAAGAUGAAGAAAUCAUAUAUUUGUGGUCAGUGUGGAAAAAAUUUCCAGUGGCCUGACCUUACCCAACAUAAAUGCAUGCAUGCUAGAAAAAAAUUACUGAGAGGCAAGUGUAACAAACCCCAGAAACACUACACACGUAGCCAAUGUGGAAAGAGCUUCCAGUGGCCUUCUCAACUUGCCAAACGUGAACACACUCAUUCAAGAAGCAAAUUAGUGAGAGGCAGGUGUACCAAGCUUAACAAAUCCUGUAUCUGUGAUCAGUGUGGAAAAGGCUUUAUGUAUCCUUCUGACCUUGCCCGACAUGAAAUCACUCAUUCUAGAAAAAAAUUACUGAGAGGCAAGUGCACCAAACUCAAUCAAUACUACACACGUAGCCAAUGUAAAAAGAGCUUCCAGUGGCCUUCUGAAUCUGCCCAACAUGAUCACACUCAUUCAAGAAAUAAAUUUGUGAGAGGCAGGUGUACCAAGCUCAACAAAUCCUGUAUCUGUGAUCAGUGUGGAAAAGGCUUUAUGUAUCCUUCUGACCUUGCCCGACAUGAACCCACUCAUUCUAGAAAAAAAUUACUGAGAGGCAAAUGCACCAAACUCAAGAAAUAUUACACAUGUAAUCAAUGUAGAAAGAGUUUCCAGAAGGCUUCUCAACUUGCCGAACAUGAACACACUCAUUCAAGAAGUAAAUUAGUGAGAGGCCGGUGUACCAAGCUUAACAAAUCCUGUAUCUGUGAUCAGUGUGGAAAAGGAUUCGUGUACCCUUCUGACCUUGCCCGACAUGAACACAGUCAUUCCAGAAUUAAAGUAGUGAGAGGCCGGUGUACCAAGCUAAAAAAAUCCUGUAUCUGUGAUCAGUGUGGAAAAGGAUUCAUGUACCCUUCUGACCUUGCCCGACAUGAAAAGACACAUUCUAGAAAAAAAUUACUGAGAGGCAAGUGCACCAAACUCAAUCAAUACUACACACGUAGCCAAUGUAAAAAGAGCUUCCAGUGGCCUUCUGAAUCUGCCCAACACGAACACACUCAUUCAAGAAAUAAACUUGUGACAGGCAGGUGUACCGAGCUGAACAAAUCCUGUAUCUGUGAUCAGUGUGGAAAAGGCUUUAUGUAUCCUUCUGGCCUUGCCCGACAUGAACACAGUCAUUCCAGAAUUAAAGUAGCAAGAGGCCAGUGCACCAAGCUAAAAAAAUCCUGUAUCUGAUCAGUGUGGAAAAGGCUUCAUGUAUCAUUCUGACCUU